Molecule: messenger RNA, 1683 nt
Organism: Suillus plorans
Lineage: Eukaryota; Fungi; Basidiomycota; Agaricomycetes; Boletales; Suillaceae
Product: P-loop containing nucleoside triphosphate hydrolase protein
Exons: 10
Coding region: 1-1683 (560 amino acids)
Cellular component (GO): cytoplasm; microtubule; membrane
Molecular function (GO): GTPase activity; GTP binding; microtubule binding
Source: RefSeq, a predicted model, not a curated record
AUGGAUUCACUUCACAAUAAACGCAGACAAGCGGCCUCAAUCACCGAGCCCUCUCUUGGAGCGCCUCAUCCCUCCCUCGCUGGUUCCGUCAGCCCUCUGGAGGUAUGGGAGGAAGUGGACAUAUCGUCCACCGACUAUGCCCGGAGGCGAAGUGAACUUAUACAGAUGAUGGCUGACCUCCGAUCCAUGGGUGCCGACGCGCUGAUCGACUUACCAUCCGUGGUGGUAAUUGGUGGUCAAUCUGCGGGCAAAAGCUCACUCGUCGAGGCCGUCAGUGGGAUCAACGUCCCAAGAGACAGCGGAACGUGUACAAGAUGCCCUAUGGAAUGUACAAUGUCAAGUCAUGCCUCAUCAUGGUCCUGCACUAUUACCCUACGUAUUGGCUUCGAUCGUAACGGCCUAGACCUCCAAAAACCUACUAAUGUGCCCUUUGGCAAAACGAUCACAGACAAAAGUGAUUUUGAAGUUUGGCUGCGUCGUGCUCAGGCGGCUAUCUUAAAUCCGGACGUUUCUUCUUCUUCUUUCCACACAAAAACUGUCGAGGAACUCAGGAACAUGAAAAACACACUGAAGUUCUCCCGCAACGUGGUAUGCGUCUCGAUUGAAGACCCCGAUGCGACUGACCUAUCAUUCUAUGAUCUACCGGGUUUAAUCCAAAACGAGGAAGCCGAAAUCGUCGCCUUGGUGAAGAACCUGGUGGAACAUUACACCAAGAAAGAAAACACCAUCAUAUUGACUACAAUUCCCAUGAGCGACGACAUGGAAAAUCAACAAUCCAUGAGUCUCGCCAGGGCCGCAGAUCCUGCUGGGAAGAGGACAAUUGGUGUACUUACGAAACCUGACACACUUGGUGUCGGGGCUAUCAACCAGCGCCGCAAAUGGGUAGAAAUCAUCGAAGGUCGUUCAGAGGAUCACACACUGAGGCACGGUUUUUACUGCGUGCGUCUUCCCGAUGACGCUGAACGUGCACAACGCCUGUCUCGUGCUGAAUCGCAAAGGCGUGCCACCGAAUAUUUCGACACGACGUCGCCCUGGAAGGACGUUACUGACCGUCAUCGACUUGGAAUUCCGGGCUUUGUUUCAGAUGUGAGCCAAUUGCUCAUUCAAUUGAUCGAAGAAACUUUACCGUGCCUUAGAGACGAUGUCGACAAGCUAUUUGCCAAAUGUAUCAAGGACAUCGACGAAUUACCGCCGCCUCUUGCAAAUGAUCCGCAAGUUGAGGUGCUCGGACGAGUGAAUGCGUUCUGCGAUGCCUUUAAGAAGUUUGUGAAUGGCAGUCACCAAGACAAAGAUCUUGCGCAGCAGAAUCGUGCUCUCUACACUAUUUUCAAGAGGGACAUACGCGGUACCGCCCCCGAUUUCAGGCCCUUUAAUCAACCGGAAGACUUUGUUCCGCUGGAUGAUACGGAGGGCAAUAUGACUCUUUCUGAGCGAGAUCCUGGCGUGAAAGUGUUGGGUAUAUAUGACAUCCGCAACGUCAUUCAGGAGGCGAUUGGAUGGGAGAUUCCGAACAACGUGCCGUAUCAGGCUAAAGUCAAUCUCAUCGCUCAAUUCACCAAACUCUGGGUUGCUCCGUCUGAGCGCUGUCUUGCGGGUAUCAACGAUGUGCUCGACCAAGUGAUCAAUGCACUCAUAAGCACUCAUUUUGGGCGCUUCAAAGUUCUUCAGGAUUACUUUGGGUAA